Diorhabda carinulata is the source of this 2698-nucleotide messenger RNA. It is a transcript of the gene flr, whose product is annotated as actin-interacting protein 1. Gene Ontology annotation, biological process: actin filament depolymerization; locomotion; positive regulation of actin filament depolymerization. Gene Ontology annotation, cellular component: cortical actin cytoskeleton. Gene Ontology annotation, molecular function: actin filament binding. Bases 246 to 2054 code for a protein of 602 amino acids. The record is from RefSeq and is a predicted model, not a curated record. NCBI's taxonomy places the organism in Eukaryota, Metazoa, Arthropoda, Insecta, Coleoptera, Chrysomelidae. The transcript has 11 exons.
GGAAAGUUAAAAAAGAAGAAAUAAGAAACGUCAGACCUGAAAAAUGACAAGUCGAGAUUUCUGGUUCAUAUUCUACAUACCCUUUUAUGGCAAACAUAACCGCUAAGCGGUUGUUCACAGAUUAGAUUAGAAAGGAAUAAUAAAAGAACUUUCAUACUAAAAUCCUAAGAAGUGGGUAAUAUCAGUGAUAAAACAACCUCUAAUUUUGCACACCUUUUAAAUUCAAAAAGCAAAACAAUUGGAAAAUGUCUUAUGCCUCAAAAAGUAUUUAUGCUGCUCUUCCAAGAACUCAGCGGGGCCAACCACUUGUGUUGGGUGGGGAUCCUAAAGGGAAAAACUUUUUAUAUACCAAUGGAAACUCUGUUAUUAUUAGAAAUAUUGAGAAUCCAUCAAUUGCCGACGUUUACACUGAACAUUCUUGCCAAGUAAAUGUUGCUAAAUACUCUCCUAGUGGUUUUUACAUAGCUUCAGGGGAUCAAUCUGGUAAAAUAAGAAUUUGGGAUACAGUCAAUAAAGAACACAUUCUCAAAAAUGAAUUUCAUCCGAUCGGGGGACCUAUUAAGGACAUUGCUUGGUCUCCGGAUAAUCAGAGAAUGGUGGUAGUUGGAGAAGGACGUGAACGAUUUGGACAUGUCUUUAUGUCUGAAACUGGAACAUCUGUUGGUGAAAUUUCUGGUCAGUCUAAACCAAUCAAUUCCUGUGAUUUUCGACCAUCAAGACCUUUUAGGCUUAUCACUGGAUCCGAAGAUAACACUGUUGCAGUUUUUGAGGGGCCACCAUUCAAAUUUAAAAUGACAAAACAGGAACAUACACGAUUCGUUCAAGCUGUUAGGUAUUCACCUUCAGGCAAUUUGUUUGCUUCAGCAGGAUUCGAUGGUAAAGUUUAUCUCUAUGAUGGUGCUUCUUCAGAUCUAGUCGGAGAAGUAGGAGCUCCAGCCCAUUCUGGAGGAGUCUACGGAGUAGCUUGGAGUCCUGAUGGCAAACAGUUACUGACUGCGAGUGGUGACAAGACAGCAAAACUUUGGGAUGUAGAAACUAGACAAGUCGUAUCUCAAUUUGUAUUAGGUAGUACAGUUGACGAUCAACAAGUUUCUUGUUUGUGGCAAGGAAAUUAUCUUCUUACAGUGUCUUUGAGAGGAUUCAUCAACUACUUAGAUGUUAACGAUCCAAACAAACCAUUAAGAAUAGUCAAGGGACACAAUAAACCUAUUACCGCACUAACACUUAGUGAGGACAGAACAACGAUGUACACUGCUUCGCAUGACGGCAACGUUACAAAUUGGAACGCCGAAACUGGAGAAAAUGACAGGGUAGAAGGUACUGGUCAUGGAAAUCAAAUCAACGGUAUGAGAGUUUGUGAAGGAACACUAUAUACAUGUGGAAUUGAUGAUAGCUUGAAACAAAUUGAUCUUGAAGGUAAUACAUACAAACCCGAACAUCUGAAAUUAGCUUCUCAACCAAGGGGAAUGGACAUAUUGAAAGAAGAAAACAUUGUUGUAGUUGGUAGUGUUAAUGAAAUUACUGUAUCAAAAGAUAAUCAAAAACUUAGUGCAUUGAAAGUUGAUUAUGAACCUUCCAGUGUUAGUUGCUCACCCAGAGGUCACGUAGCUGUAGGAGGAAACAUGGAUAAUAAAGUCCAUAUAUACGAACUAAAAGACAAUAAAUUGGAACCCCUGACUGAAUUGAGUCAUCUAGGACCAGUUAUUGAUGUAGCUUACUCUCCUAAUGAUAAGUAUCUAGUUGCAAGUGAUGGUCAUAGGAAAGUGGUACUAUAUAGUACUGAAGAUUAUAAGCUUGCCAAUAAUAAAGAAUGGGGAUUCCAUAACGCUCGAGUGAACUGUGUAGCAUGGUCACCAGAUUCUGAGUUAGUAGCCAGUGGUAGUUUAGAUACAAGUAUUAUCAUAUGGCAUGUAGAGAAGCCUACCAAACAUAUUGUUAUUAAAAAUGCUCAUGCUCAAAAUCAAGUGACGAGACUUGCCUGGGUAGACAACACCACCCUCGUUUCUGUAGGACAAGACUGUAAUACCAAACUGUGGACUAUCACACCAUUCUAGUAUUUUUGCAAUGCCUCAAGAGCUCGCGAGUGAUGUGUAUUUACUAAUUAAAAAUUAUCUUAUUAUUUUAUUUAUACUUCCGCUUUAUUGCAUUUAUUGACGCUUUUUUGUUAUCUAUUUUAAUAGUUUCGAGACUUUGCACAAUUAAUUAUUAUAUUUCAAAAACAAUUUACAAUAUAUGGAUAAGCUAGUACCAAAACUCGUAUUAUCAAAACAGCGCAAGAUGAAACCUAAUUUUCUACAGUUUUCCAUUGGGAUUUUAAUGUUGAAUUUUAAAAAUAUUUUUCUACGAAGUUUUCUUAAGAAAAGAACUUCUUUUUCUCUUUAUAAUUGGAAAAAUGCAAUUUGUACUAUUAUAAUAGGUGACGAAAAGUUUACUGUUAAUCCAUAUCUAAUUUAUUAUUUUUAAUUUCAUAUUAAAGUUUGAUUUUUAAAAAUUGUGCCAGUGUAAUUAUUUGAAAAAGUAACAUCUUAUUUCCGGUCAAUUUUUAAAGUAGUUGAGAAUACUUUUUAUUAACAAUGGAAUGUAUUAAAUAUCGAAUAAGAUGUGAAUAUUCGCUAAACGAAUGUAUGUUUUAUUAGGAGUGUCCAUGAAUUAAUUAUAAAAGCUUUAUAAAUCUAUAAAUAAAAUUGUAUUUCUUCUA